UCGCUCCAUACCAAAGCGUUAGCGCAGUGACUGAGAUAAGAUGUGGUUAUAGAUGCAGCUCAAGUCAAGACAGAGAACGUGAGGACGAGGUGGGAUCACAUUGUCCAUUGUGUACACCGGCAGAGACGUCACUUGGAGUGGUUGUACUAUCCAGAGUGUUGCAUGACUUUCUCUCCGUCGUGCAUCUUCUCCUGGACACGUUCCUACAUGCAGACGACGACUCACGUUUCUUCUUUUUCUUCACCGGAGGCUUAUAAUCCCAAAUGUCACUUUCAGAGUCGGCCUUCUGGGACAUUUGGGGCAAAAGUGAAGCCUUCCGGGCGUCACACAACGCAACACAACGUGCCCAAACCACUUGUAAUAACAAGUGAACUACGAUGUAUGAACAUUCCGCUCAAGCCGAGAGUAAUAAAAAAAAAAUACACCGGACAACUGUGACGUUUAAAUUCAAAUUUAGGAAAACGGCUAAUCAUUGCUAACAGUCGCAAUAUGAACCACGCUGACGUGAAGCACUUACCGACACAGUGCCAGAUUGAAUUAAGUAAAUGCAGUGCUUCAAAUGUAACAGCACUUUCCAACAAUUUGAUUAAUUCCCUGAAUCGUUCAACAAUAUAUCUAAACAGAAGAGUAAUACAAUAUUGUGCUUCUAUAUGAUUUAACAUGUAAUUUAUUUAUUUUUAUUUAAAUUGAUUGUACCUUUGUCGAAAGCAGCUCUAUGAAGCUAUAUGAUGACAUGACCACUUUCCGCAUAAGUAAAUACAAUACUUAAACGUGACAGCACUUUCCAACAAUUUACUUAAUAUAACCAGAGUCGGUUUACUUAACACCCAAAGAAGAGAUAAUCUAAUUAUUGUUAUUUAAUAUGAUAAAACCCCCAUGUAAUCAUGUUAUAUAUUUUUUUUCAGGCCACGACAUUUUGUCGAAAGCUGUGAAAUGAAUCGACAUGACGAGUUUACCCAACCCGGCUAGCUGAAGUUUCAAACAUGGCUUCAGGUUGCAGCUUGUCAACUCUUUUUCCUCUUCAAAGUGUACUCGACGGCGCCUUAGAUGACGCCGCGACACAAGAGUCGAUGGAAGCUCUCGUCUACGAGUAUUUAAAAGACCUAGACGAGAGGGAAGAACUCAAGAUGACCGACUUUGAGACAGGUCUGGAAUGGCUCAACACAGAGGGCCCUCUGUCUUUCAACAGGGAGCUGGCGGGAAAAGUGGUGCUGCUGGACUUCUUUACCUACUGCUGCAUCAACUGCAUGCACAUCCUGCCGGACCUUCACCACCUAGAGCAGAAGCACUCAGUCCAAGAUGGAUUGGUUAUUGUUGGCGUACAUUCGGCCAAAUUCCCUAAUGAAAAGGUUCUGGACAACGUCCGCAACGCCGUGCUUCGGUACGACAUCCGCCACCCGGUAGUGAACGAUGGCGAGGCGUGUCUUUGGCACCAGCUGGAGGUCUCCUGCUGGCCCACGCUAGUGCUGGUGGGCCCACGGGGCAACCUGCUCUUCUCGCUGGUGGGCGAGGGCCACCGCGACAGGUUGGCGCUUUUUGCCGACGUCAGCCUCCGUUAUUACCGGGAGAAGAAGCUGCUGCGGCUGCACCCGGUGGGCGUCAAGCUCUACCGGGACUCCCUCCCCCCCAGCAUCCUGUCUUUUCCCGGGAAAGUCUGCAUGGACCACGGCAGCGACAGGCUGGCCAUCGCUGACACCGGACAUCACCGGAUCCUGGUGGUGUUCUCUACUUGUCAGGUGUUACACAUCAUCGGAGGACCUGAAAGUGGAAGGCGAGACGGCUCGUUGUCUGAAGCCUCCUUCAACUCCCCUCAGGGUGUAGCCAUGAAGGGCGACGUGGUGUACGUGGCCGACACUGAGAACCACCUCAUCCGAAAGAUCGACCUGUCGGAGGGGCGGGUGAGCACACUGGCCGGCCUCGGUGUCCAGGGUACUGACAAAGCCGGCGGUGCGAUGGGAGAUCAGCAGCCAAUCAGCUCUCCCUGGGACGUAGCGCUUGGCUCAGUCGGCGGCGUUGAGGACAAUGUGCUGUGGGUGGCCAUGGCAGGAACCCAUCAGAUUUGGGCUUUGUUCCUAGCAGAUGGAAAACUGCCCAAAGGAAGCGAGUCCAAGGCGGGGACGUGCGUGCGAUGGGCAGGUAGCGGCAGCGAGGAGAACCGGAACAACGCCUACCCGCACAAGGCGAGCUUCGCCCAGCCCUCGGGCUUGGCCGUGGCCCCCGAGGAGCCGUGGAACUGCCUCUUCGUGGCCGACAGCGAAAGCAGCACCGUUCGCACUCUGGCGCUGAAGGACGGUACGGUCAAGCUCCUGGUUGGCGGUGAGAGAGACCCGACGAACCUAUUUGCUUUCGGGGACGUGGACGGGAAGGGCGUGGACGCCAAGCUGCAGCAUCCGCUCGGCGUGGCGUGGUCCCCGCAGCAAAACUUGCUCUAUGUGGCCGACUCCUACAACCACAAGAUUAAAGUGGUGGACCCUAAGACGAAGCAGUGCAGCACUCUGGCCGGCACAGGAGAAUCAGGCGACACUGUGGGUCCUGACUUCAUCACGUCCCGCUUCAAUGAGCCCGGCGGAAUCUGUGUGGGCGCCGGUGGCAAACACCUCUAUAUCGCUGACACCAACAACCACCAAGUCAAAGUACUGAACCUCCACUCCAAGAUUGUCUCACUGUUCCUUAUUUCCUCAGACUGCACAGACUUGACUCCUGCCAAAGCAAAGGGUCCCACCAAAACCCCCAAGAUCCCCCGAGGGGCCGUCAGAGUAGACAUGCCGCCAGUGUCGGUGAGUGCCGGGCAAACCCUCAUCAUGUCGCUCGCGCUGUCGCUUCCCGAAGGAGCCAAACUCACCGACGAGGCGCCGAGCUGCUGGGCCCUCUCCGCCGAAGGAGAUGAGUGGCUGCUAGAUGCUCAGGCGGUCACCGGCGCUAUCACGGAUCUGUCGAAGCCGCUGCAUGUUACCGCCAAACUUCCGGAAGUUCCCAAGAAAGUACAUGCGGGCCUCACGCUGAGCGUCUGGUUGUAUUUCUGCACGGCGGCGGGAGCGACCUGCACCAUGAGAGCGGCGGCUUUCUACCAGCCUCUCCAGCUAAGUGACAUUCCUGCCACAGGGGAAGUCACUGUGACUUUGACGCAUUUCCUCUAAAAAAAAAAAAAAAAAAAAAUUGGAUUUGAUUUUGAAACAAUUUGUUUUCUACAAGAAAUAGUGGAAACCGAUUUCACUUGCAUAAAGCCAAUACUCUAUACAUUACAGUGCAAAAGUCAAAGGUCAACACUGGCUUUGUUUUUAUGGAGACUGCAUCCAUUUAUUUUUUAUAUGAAAAGCUAUAAUAAUAUAUAAUAUCAUAAUAAUAAUAUAUUAAACUAAAUGAAUAAUAACAAUGAUAGUAGUAGUAGUAGUAGUAAUAAUAAUAAUACAUCUCUCAAACAGAUAUGGGAAAAUGUGUUAUGGUCCAAUAAAACCAAGGUUGAACUUAUUCCAAAAGGUGUGAUUGGCGCAAAAACAACACUGCUUAUCACCAAAAGGAUAGUAUAGCCACAGUGACGCAUGGUGAUGGCAGCGUGAUCUUUUUGGGCAAUUUUCCGAAAGCUGGAUCUAAGGACCUGAGACAAAAUGGGGUUGGAAUUAUAAACAGUUUGAAAUAGCAGUCAAUGUUAGCAUAAAACCUUCAGGCUUCUGCUACAAAGCAAAAAAAAAAAAAAAAAAAAAAAAAAACACUAUCAGGAAAAGCCUACUAGAACAGCUGAUUUUUAUUUGCUGUUAAUUACAGGAACUUUAAAUGGCGGCAGGUGUGUGCUGACUCUUUGAAUAUAUGAUUUUUUAAUUCUGAACACAGCCACGUACUAAUUAUAGGAGCGUGUUGUGCACACUUGCAAUCACAUUGUUACAGUUUAGUUUUACUUCCCCUCUUGAAAAUAUCUAUAUUUUUUCAUACAAUUGUGUUGUACAGGUUAUAAAUCACAUCAGUGGAAUGGUUGAUGAUGAUCUGGAUAAAGUGCUAACAAAUACAUGGACAAAAAAAUCCAAAUACAAUCAUAUGAUAUAAGAUCAUUUGGGCAUUGCUAAAACAACACCUCUAAUGGUAGCCUCAGUGUUUUGCACAGGACUGCACUGUAUAUUUAUUCAAUUUCAUUGAAUUGGAUUUGGAAGUUUUGAGUCUUAUGUAGCUUACUUUUCCCCCUGAACAGCGUGGGAGCAACAGCGAUGUCUCUUGUCUGGCUCGGUAACUGGUCGCCUCAGGACCAAAAUGCCCGCGAGAUGGCCAAUUGAUGGAUGAGCUCAAGGUUCUUUCUGACUGCUUCGUCCAUUUGGGUAAAAGUGGGACUCGUCUAAACCUGAUUUUCAUAAGCUGUAGAGACCACUCUAAAACCACUCCAUUAUAUUAUGAUUAUUAUUAUGUAUUGUUACAAAUCAAAGCGCUAACUCUCCUUGACCAAGAGCUGCAGCUUGAAAUAUGAACAUUAGGCUUUAUUUAUGCAAAGACGAGGUGAGGCAAUUCUUGCAAGAAUUUAGUGUUAUGACAACUGAAAGUAACAUUAUGUCAAAAUUUUAUCCCAAAAACAACUUCAAAAUCAUGUUUAGGCCACACUGGCUUCUAAUAGGAGACAUUUAUUUCAUGUUAGCAUUAGCAUGAUCAGAGCUAACAUUCUUCAGCAUCAUGUAUCCAUUAAAUACUUUAUACUUGGGAUCAGAGCUAAGUUACUGUUCAGAAUUGUGUACAAAUGAAUAUCUGCUAGUUAGCAUCAAAGCUAACUUUAUUGUACAUAGUAACGGACCAACCGAAUACUCUCUAGUUGGCACUAGAGCUAAUGUUACCGUUCAAGGUUGAGUACAAAUGGGUAGCUCUCGAGAUAAGAUCAGCACUAAAAUGACUGUUCGGAAAUGUGUACAAACCAAUGAGUUAUUGUUAUCAUCAGAGCUAACGUUACUGUUCAGUAUUGUGUACAACCCAACUGUUCUCUAGUUCGUGUUAGUAUCAGAGCUAACAUUACUGUUUGGAAUUUUUUUACAAACAGGCUCUUCUCGAUUCAGCACCAUAGCUAACGUUAUUAAGUGUUCAGUGUACGGCUCUUCAAAGGUUGCUAAUAGCGCAUUAAAUGUCGCUGUUAUCGAAGAGCAAUAAUGAAUUAACUUCUUUGAAAAUGUAACAGAAGACGUUCUUGAUCUCUGAAGGGAAUCAAAAUGUCACAAGACACUGGUAACAGGUUUGCCCCCACCUCUCCCUAGAGUGCCUUGAAAAACGAUAGGCAAUAAUUAUUUGAUUCGCUGCCAUUGAUGGCUUUUUAAUUCAAGUAUCCAUAUUCACAUAGAGGACUGGCAGUGAAUGAGUUUUAAAAAGCAAUAAGACGGCUCUAAUAAUUCAAACUAGCUUGAGUUUACUUUUUUUGUGGGGCGGAGGGGUACUUCAUUACAAUUAAUGCCUUGACUCCCCCCAAGACUCCCACCUUCCCCGGGCCCCUGCGUGGUAGGUGCCCUGGGUCACCGUGGGGCAACUAAACAUUCAGGGAACACAAAACAAGAACCUUGUGGAUGUUAAAUGCUCGUCAAGCAAUUUGGCCUAAUCGCAAUGAUGGUCUCAAGGGGGACCACACGCCCUUCUUGCACUCAUUCCAAGGGAAUCAUUUAUCUUCUCGAGUGACGUAAGCACCCAGGCAGUCCGGAAUAGUGGUGCCUCUGCCUCCUGAGGGAUUUCAAUAUGUGAGAAAUCCGUCUGUCCAAACAACUUUAAAAAAAUAAAAAUAGGGAAUGCGUCAAGAGCCUAAAUCCAUUUUGUGUGUCUGUCUGUUCAAUGGUCUAAAAUUUAGGGAAGGGCAAUAUGCCCUAGAAAGAUUUUUUUUUUUUUCCCCCCCACAAAAAUCCAAUUUCUGUUUUUAAUUGAAUCAGUUUAUUUUGUGCCCCUUUUGCUUAGAGACAAACUAAAUGAAACGAUAAUGUUCAAAAUGUGUUGUGGUCUGUUUCUUUGAAAAACAUUUCAUCCUCGAAACAAUGCUGACAUAUUUUCCUUUUUUUUUUUCUCUGUGCUGUCUCUGAGUUUUAAAAAGCUGCAGCGUGUGGAAAGGUCAGACAGGCUUUUAAAAGUUGCCUCAAAGCUAUUAUUUUCCAAGUGGUUAAAAGGUUAAAGUUCACCGUGAACUCUGUUGAGUCAAAAUAAAAAAUGCAGUUUUGUGGCCAACUACAGUGAGUGUUUGCGUGUGUGUGUGUCACCAGUGCACCUAACAUUUUGCGUGUAACCAAUAAUUUGACGACAGGUGUCCCAAAUAUUUGGGGUGUACCGGAUCAUUUGGACUUGCUGUACCUAAUAUUAUGGCACUUAAUAAUUUGUCCAUAAUUUCUGUUUCCCUCUGUUGUACCUAAUAUUUUAUAUCUAUUAAUUAGAUAUAUAUAAUUAUAAUUAAUUAUAAUAACUAUUAAUUAGACCAAAGGAGUACCUAAUAUUUUGGGUGUACCUAAUAAAAUGGCUGUAUGUGUACCUAAUAUUUUCCCCUCAG
Phycodurus eques (leafy seadragon) is the source of this 6481-nucleotide messenger RNA. RefSeq names its product NHL repeat containing 2 (gene nhlrc2). The transcript is spliced from 14 exons. The record is from RefSeq and is a predicted model, not a curated record. Bases 984 to 3137 code for a protein of 717 amino acids. Gene Ontology annotation, molecular function: protein binding. NCBI's taxonomy places the organism in Eukaryota, Metazoa, Chordata, Actinopteri, Syngnathiformes, Syngnathidae.